Antechinus flavipes (yellow-footed antechinus) is the source of this 1781-nucleotide messenger RNA. RefSeq names its product ring finger protein 39 (gene RNF39). The record is from RefSeq and is a predicted model, not a curated record. Gene Ontology annotation, molecular function: protein binding. Bases 403 to 1521 code for a protein of 372 amino acids. NCBI's taxonomy places the organism in Eukaryota, Metazoa, Chordata, Mammalia, Dasyuromorphia, Dasyuridae. The transcript is spliced from 4 exons.
AUGAAGACCAGCGUGUGGUGGGAGACCAAAGAAGUCCAGGGUUACUUGACUCUGCUCUAACUACAUAGUGCCUCUUGGUGUUUUUAUUCUUUUGCUCUCGGGACUCAGGUGUCCUCUCUUCUCCUCCCCUUUCCCUUUGGGAAGCGGGAGAACCAGAUGGGCUCUUGCGCAAGGUCACGGCUUGUUGUUUACCUCCCGCGGGGGCCUCCUCCCUCUCUAUAAAGCCUGUGCAGAGCCGGGGUGACGCGAAGAGACAAAAACUGAGGCUCUCAGAGAGAAAGACAGACUAAAGAAGAUCCAGAAGGGCAGGGAAAAGCUCAGAAAUUAAGAAUUUAGAGGAGGACAAAUAAGACUAGUAUUGCGGUGGGGUGGGGAGAAAUCGAAAGCCUAGGGUAAUCCACUAUGGAGGUCGAAAGAACAUCAGGUGGAUCCUUGCCCCUUCUCCCCACGGAGAUUUCGGAGUUCGGUCCGGGGCUAGUGGAGCGUUUGGAACAACUGUCUACUUGCCCUCUGUGUAGGGGGCCCUUUCAGGACCCCGUGAUCCUAGCGUGCGAGCACAGUUUCUGUCGCGCGUGCUUGGCUCGCCGCUGGGACGCCCCUCCAGGCUCGGAUGAUACCAACUCCGCGCCUCCCAUCAUAUGCCCCUGCUGCGGUCUCUCGUGCCCUCGCCGCAGCCUUCGGUCGAACGUGCGCCUAGCAGUGGAGGUGCGGAUUAGUCGUGGGCUAAGGGAGAAGCUGGCAGAGCCCGGGGCUCGGACCGGGAGACGCCGUGGGGGACGCAUCCCUACCAUGGGCUGUCAGGAUCCGCACGGAGAGGAUGUGAGGAAGACAUGGAGAAGCUACAUCUUUCUCAGACUUGAUGCCACAAAGUCCAAACCAGAGGAAUCAGAUGAGGACAUCCCAGAUGAUUAUCCUGUGGUCAAAAACAUGCUCCACAGACUCACAGCGGACUUAACUCUGGACCCUAGCACUGCACACCGUCACCUCCUUGUGUCUCCCGAUGGUCGAAGCGUUUGUCUAGCUCCACCUGGGACACCUGUGCCACUGGACGGACCAGCCCGCUUCGACCAGCUCCCCGCUGUGCUAGGUGCGCAAGGCUUCAGAGGUGGACGGCAUUGCUGGGAAGUAGAGACUGCCAGUGGAACUUCUUUCGGGGAGUCCUCUGGUGAAGAUGACAAAGGGAGCCAUUAUGCCGUCGGUGCUGCUGGAGAAUCUGUGCGGCGAAAGGGCCGAGUAGGCUUAUGCCCCGCGGGGGCCGUGUGGGCUGUGGAAGGCCGAGGCGGCAAGUUAUGGGCUCUGACAGCCCCCGAACCUACGCCCCUGGCAGGUGGAAGGCCUCCGCCCCGGAGAAUUCGCGUGGACUUGGAUUGGGAAAGAGGCCGAGUGGCUUUCUAUGACGGUCGGUCUCUUGACCUGCUUUUCGCUUUCCAGGCAUCUGGAUCCCUUGGGGAGCGUGUCUUUCCGUUGCUUUGCACUCGGGACCCCCGGACCCCACUUCGCAUAGUGCCAGCUGAUGGCUGAACACUCCACCCUGCAUUUUUACUAAGGGAUUUCGAGCUCUUCAAGUUUCCCUACUUGGGAAACUCCAGCUCUCCUGACUUGCCUCACCCACUCCCAAGAAUUUCCCAUUCCCUCCCAGUUAAUUUCAGAUCCAGUCUAAAUACCUGGAUGUAGAAACUUGAGACCCAUUGCUUCCAAAAACUUCCCUUCCUAAGUCGAACAUGCCAUAUUCCUAUGGGAAAAGUGCUUUCUAAAUAAAUUUACAAACCUAUCUUCCUACA